AUGCUACAUAUACAUCUACGAAAAUGUUUUGACAGCAACCUACAUUUUCGUUGCUUCUAAAACUCUCUCACGGCAACAUGGCAAAGCUACCUGUGAAGUACUAUGUGGUGGACGCGUUCACUGACUCAGCUUUCAAGGGAAACCCAACAGCGGUGUGUUUAUUAGAGGAAGAGAGAGAUGAGAAAUGGUUGCAAGCUGUGGCAACUGAGUUCAAUUUCUCUUGUUACUUGACUCGGCUAUCUGGGUCCGACUCUCUUGACUCGUCCAAUCCUAGGUUCCGUCUUAGAUGGUUCACUCCUGUUGCUGAGGUUAAGAUAUGUGGUCAUGCUACAUUAGCUGCUGCACAUACACUCUUCACUUCUAGUUUGUUGAAUUGUGAUGUCAUUGAGUUUGUCACAAAAUCUGGAACAUUAACUGCUAGAAAGGUUGCAGAUAUACAAACAAUUGAUGGUUCGAAUAUUCAGAAUCAUGAGUCACAAGAGAGUUUUCUUAUUGAAUUGGAUUUUCCUACCAUCCCAAUGAUUGAUUUCAACUCUGCUGAGUUUUCACCCAUUUCCAAAGCCUUGAAUGGUGCCUCUGUGAUUGAUAUAAAGAGAACAGCAACUUUAGAUGAUCUCAUUGUAAUACUCUCAUCUGGAGAAACUGUUGCAAAACUUCAGCCACAGUUUGAUUUGAUAUGUAAAUGUCCUGGAAGGGGGAUAGUUAUUUCAGGGCCUGCUCCCCUAGAUUCUGGAUUUGACUAUUACUAUCGAUUCUUUUGCCCAAAACUUCAGCUCAAUGAGGAUCAUGUUUGUGGGAGUGCAAAUUGUUCCUUAGCAUUGUACUGGAGCAAAAGGCUAGGGAAGUGUGAUCUUGUUGCAUAUGCGGUAUUCUUGCCUAUCUUUAGUGCAUGCAAACUCAUCGUUGUAGUUUCUGUCUUCAUCAUAUUAAUUGACAUUGUUGAUUCUGUUCAGGCUUCAGCUAGAAGUGGAGUAGUAAACAUUCAUCUCGAUGAACAAAACCAAAGAGUGCUACUGCGAGGAAAAGCUGUUACUAUCAUGGAAGGGUCUCUAUCAGUUUAGACAUUUGGAGUUAAAACUCCAUUUUGCAUGUAUUUUGCAAUGAAAUAAUUCCCCGAUGACUGGAAUUGAAAUUUUCAAUCCAUAGUUGAUUUAAGGUAAAAGCAGUUUAUUAUCA
This is a messenger RNA of Quercus robur (English oak), 1176 nucleotides long. RefSeq lists its product as uncharacterized. Gene Ontology annotation, biological process: biosynthetic process. The coding region runs from base 78 to 1061 and encodes 327 amino acids. Gene Ontology annotation, molecular function: isomerase activity. The record is from RefSeq and is a predicted model, not a curated record. Gene Ontology annotation, cellular component: cytoplasm. NCBI's taxonomy places the organism in Eukaryota, Viridiplantae, Streptophyta, Magnoliopsida, Fagales, Fagaceae. The transcript has 5 exons.